UGUGCGAAAGCGAAAAGAAGUAGGGGAGGAAGGGCUGGCCGAGACCUGGAAGUUGUUUCUGGUGAAGAAGCGGGCUGUCGGUGGCCAGAGGGGAAGGCAGUGCCGGCGCAUGGCGGUGGCUCCGUGGGCUGGGGUGUCCCCGUGAAUUGCAGUGACAUCGAUCCCUGUGUGACUGGCACACAGCGCGCUCUUUGUACCGGCAUCAAACAUUAAAUAAGAAAACUUCACACCCUCUGUGACAGCAGUAAGUGCCCUCUGAGGGAUGUGUGGAAGUUCCUGAAGAUUGAAAAGCAGCUGGGAACAGAGAACCAAAGAAGCCCUUGACAGACAGAGAUAUUUUUCAUGACGGCACUGGUGAGCCACCCUGACUCACAGCUCUCCAUAGAUGCUGAGUGUAGCGUUGCUUGAGCUCAGCACCGUGAGUUGAAGGAAGCUGUGUUGCAAUGCUGUUGGGGACCCACCUUAGAUUUCUGAGUUUGAUAUGAAGCCUGAAGCACGUCACUCACGCUGAUUUUGUGCCCCGUGGCUCUGGCGCACAGGUCCCUGAGAUGUCACUGAGAGAUGAAAGCCAUGCAGCUACGUUGACGCUGAAGAAGAUCGCUGCAGACAUGAGCAACAUCAUCGAGAGCCUGGACACCAGGGAGCUCCACCUUGAGGGGGAGGAGGUCGAUGCGGAGGUGCUAAAUGACCCAAAAGGCACUGCGUGCAUUCCUUUCUCUGCCAUCUAUCACACCCAUCCGUUCAAAGAGCCGGCCACGCAGACGUACCUCACGGGAUGUCCUGUUCGAGUGCGUGUGUUGGAAGUGGAACGCUUUACUUCCACAAAGAAGGUACCAAGCCCCAACGUUUACACCAUCGAGCUGACCCAUGGAGAGUUCACCUGGCAGGUGAAAAGGAAGUUCAAGCACUUCCAGGAGUUGCACAGGGAGCUGCUGAGGUACAAAGCCUUCGUGCGCAUCCCUAUCCCCACCAGGAGCCACACGGUGAGAAGACAAUCCAUCAAACGGGGAGAACCGAGGCAGAUGCCGAGCCUGCCGCACACCGCGGAGAGCACAGUGCGGGAGGAGCACUUCUCCAGCAGAAGGAAACAGCUGGAAGACUACUUGACAAAGAUUCUAAAAAUGCCGAUGUACAGGAACUACCAUGGAACAAUGGAGUUUGUUGGAGUAAGCCAGCUGUCGUUCAUCCACGACCUGGGACCAAAGGGCAUAGAAGGGCUCAUCAUGAAGCGCUCCGGGGGGCACCGCAUACCUGGCCUGAACUGCUGCGGCCAAGGAAGGAUGUGCUACCGAUGGUCCAAAAGGUGGCUGGUGGUGAAGGACUCCUGCCUGCUGUACAUGAAGCCUGACUCGGGGGCCAUUGCCUUUGUCCUGCUGGUCGAUAAGGAGUUCAACAUUAAGAUAGGCCAGAAGGAAACAGAAACUAAAUAUGGGUUGCAGAUUGACAAUCUCUCGAGGUCGCUGAUUCUGAAGUGUAACAGCUACCGACAUGCCCAGUGGUGGAGGCAAGGCAUAGACCAUUUCAUUCGGAAACAUGGCAAGGACUUCCUCACGGAACACCGCUUUGGGUCUUAUGCAGCCGUGCAGGAGAACACGCUGGCCAAGUGGUAUGUGAAUGCUAAGUGGUACUUUGAAGAUGUCGCAAAUGCCAUGGAAGCUGCGAAGGAAGAAAUUUUCAUCACAGAUUGGUGGCUGAGCCCAGAAAUCUUCAUGAAACGACCCGUUGUGGAAGGAAAUCGCUGGCGGCUGGACUGCAUCCUCAAGCGGAAAGCACAACAAGGAGUGAGAAUUUUUGUUAUGCUAUACAAAGAGGUGGAGCUUGCCCUAGGGAUCAACAGUGAAUACAGCAAGCGGACACUCAUGCGCCUCCACCCCAACAUAAAGGUGAUGAGACACCCAGACCACGUGUCCUCCUCCGUGUACCUCUGGGCCCACCACGAGAAGCUCGUCAUCGUUGACCAGUCCGUGGCAUUUGUGGGCGGCAUUGACUUGGCGUACGGCAGGUGGGAUGAUGACGAGCACCGCCUGACCGAUGUGGGCAGUGUGAAACGUGUGGCGGCGGCGAAGUCGGUGUCAAUGACCAACCUGGCACCUGCAGCAGAGUCAUAUGAGCAUGUCCCUCUGCAGUCUCAAGCUCUGUCCCCAGAAAGCCACUUGUUCCAGAGAAAUGCAGAUGAUGUCCCAGACAUAUCAAAAAUGAAAGGAGUAGGAAAACCUAAGAAGUUUUCAAGGUUCAGUAUUUACAAGCAUCUCCAUAAACAUGGCAUGCACCAUGCUGACAGCGUCAGCAGCAUCGACAGUGAAUCAAGUUACUGUAACCCCACUAGGAGCCAACCGAAUAUAAUCCAGAGUUUAAAGCCCCAUCUGAAAAUGUUUCAUCACCACAGUGAAUCCAAGCAGGGGCUCGCUGAGCCUCGGGAGGAUAAAGGAUCCAUCCGCAGCUUGAAGACGGGUGUUGGCGAGCUGCUAGGGGAAACCAGGUUCUGGCAUGGCAAAGACUAUUGCAACUUUGUCUUUAAAGACUGGGUUCAACUUGACAAACCUUUUGCUGAUUUCAUUGAUAGAUACACCACCCCAAGGAUGCCCUGGCAUGACAUCUCGUCUGUGGUGCAUGGCAAAGCAGCACGUGAUGUCGCCCGACACUUCAUCCAGCGCUGGAACUUCACUAAGAUUAUGAAGCCCAAAUACCGAUCCCUGUCCUACCCCUUCCUGUUGCCAAAAUCUCAGCAAACUGCAAAUGAGCUGAAGUAUCAGGUGCCCGAGGCUAUUCAAGCUACAGUCCAGGUGAUCCGUUCUGCUGCUGACUGGUCAGCCGGCAUUAAGUACCAUGAGGAAUCCAUCCACAAUGCCUACGUCAACGUGAUAGAAAACAGCAAGCACUACAUAUAUAUAGAAAACCAGUUUUUUAUUAGCUGUGCUGAUGACAAAGUUGUCUGGAACAAGAUCGGCGAUGCGAUUGCUCAGAGGAUUCUUAAAGCUCACAGGGAAAACAAGCGUUUCCGAGUAUACGUGGUGAUCCCGCUGCUGCCUGGCUUUGAAGGAGACAUUUCGACCGGCGGGGGGAACGCGCUGCAGGCCAUAAUGCACUUCAACUACAGGACCAUGUGCCGAGGAGAAAACUCAAUCCUGGGCCAGCUGAAGGGAGAGGUUGGAGAUAAGUGGAUAAACUACAUUUCAUUCUGUGGACUUCGAACAUAUGCAGAGUUGGAAGGAAAACUAGUCACAGAGCUCAUCUAUGUCCACAGCAAACUGCUUAUUGCUGAUGACAACACAGUUAUAAUCGGCUCUGCCAACAUCAACGACCGCAGCAUGCUGGGGAAGCGUGACAGUGAGAUGGCCAUCAUUGUGCAGGACACCGAGACCAUCCCCUCCGUGAUGGACGGGGAGGACUACAGCGCUGGGAAGUUUGCCCAGUCCCUCCGGCUGCAGUGCUUCAGGGUUGUCCUUGGUGGCUCUAAUCUCAGUCCAGAACACCAAGAUCCCGUCUGUGACAAAUUCUUCAAGGAGGUGUGGAUUUCUACAGCAGCUCGCAAUGCCACCAUCUUUGACAAGGUUUUCCGAUGCCUUCCCAGUGACCAGGUGAAUAAUUUAACCCAACUGCGUGAUUUCAUCAACAAGCCCAAAUUAGCCACUGAUGAUCCUGCAAAAGCAGCAGAAGAAUUAAAGAAGAUUCGUGGGUUUUUAGUACAAUUCCCUUUUCGUUUUCUGGAGGAAGAGUACUUGCUUCCCUCCGUUGGAACAAAGGAGUCCAUGGUACCCAUGGAGGUUUGGACUUAAGAAGAUGCAGACGUUUUAAAGCCUGGUUCUCUAGAGACAAGUUGAUGAAUGACAUGGGAUUUUGGAAAGCUUUUUAUUGCUAAGUGAGGCAAAAAAACAUCUCCACCAAGCUUAAUGUGCCUUUCCUAAGGGUUUUGGUGGAGGAACUUGAAGCAAAUCAACACUAGCAAAGGAGAGGAGCAGAAAGACUUGGAAAUUAUGGCAAAUGAGAAGUUUUGCCUCCGAGGGAGUUAUUUUUUUAAGGCAUGUUCUGAGCACCUAAAGGACACAGGCUCCUUCCUAGGACAGGAAACUAUUCCCAGUCGAUGUUGUCACUGCUGCCAGCUGUGUACUGUGGAUGCAUACGUACUGUGGUCGUGCUGUGGCUGCGCAGGAGUCAUGGGCUGCGUGUGCUUCUAAGGCUUUUGGGUAUCUGUACCUUGGCUUGCUGGAGUCCCCCUGUGUUACCCCUUCCAUGCACCAUCAGAGCACGUCAUGCUGCUCUGGCACUGUUGGGAAGUGCUGUUUGGUGCUGCCUUGGGCUGUCCUACAGCUUGCAAAGUGCAGGUCUUUCACUUGAUAAAUGGAAACAGACUAACAAUCUUGUAUCAGAAUCAACAUUUCUGUCUCUUCUCCUCUCUGGGGGGGGAAAAAAAGACAUUUCUACCGUGGCUACAGCAAUCAGCAGUCCUCACGCACAGCGUGACGCUGCCUUGGCCUUGGCGAAGGGUGACCUCGAUGGAGCCGGAGGUGCUGAAAAUCAUCAGGGUUUGCUGGCCUUUGCAGACACGCAACAACAUCUCAGUUUGUUCCAACUGCGCAUGAAGGCUUUCUCCAGGAGAAGAUCAAGGUUUAAACUCAAGCCUUAGACCUCCAGAGCUGUAGGAAAGCGAGGCACUGUGUGUAAUGGGACAUAAACUCAAAAGCCAGCAUUGGCCGCGCUAAGCUCUGCACUCUGGGUCUUCCAUUCAUGCAUUUGUAUUGCAGUACAUAGGUAGACUUUUCUUUCCAUCCCUUCUCUCCCUAUUUAAAAGAAGGGAAAGGUCACUAAGCUAGAGCUGAUGCCAUGCUCAAACUGAGCUGGCGUGUCGCUUUGUCUAUGGGCUGAAUGCAAGGGGGAAGGGGAGCAGUCAGCAAAGCCUUGUCUCUGGUCUACUCCGUUAGACCAGCCACAGUCUUGAGCUCAGUCAUGCAGGACGUGUCUUCCCAAGUGCGGGUAAAACUCGGCAUUUCUGUAAGACAGGUUCUAAAGCUAUUUGGCAUCUCACUGUGCAGCAAAGCAGCAAUUCAAUUCAGCAUCCCUGGGCAAAACACUACCACUCCUGGGUCGGGAUGUCGUCAUUCUGGUGCUAUCCUGGGUCUCACUCCAUCCUGCAAUGACCUCACAGUUUCAUGUCCAGCUCCUACUGCAGUCCCAGGAGAGUUGUUCCCCAGCGGUUGGCGGUGCCAUGUUGAACACUAAGAGAUCGGACCAUUAGAAACACCUAACAAGGGCUGGGUCUGGAGAGGUGGGAGGCUGAGCUCCUCUGCUGCCACUGCGUCCAGGGGCAUCCCUUUGCUAGCUGGGUUUAACUCUGUGUCCGACUAUCCUUAGUCAAAAGACCAGGUGAACGGGUAUUUACUUUAGCUCACAAGCAAGUUUCUUUUUUCCUUUUCUGGCUCUUCCAACAGUCUCACCUGUUUCUAACUGGAAAAGAAUCAUACCAGUCAAACUCACACCCAAAACAUAUCUGGCGCCACGUUUUAGCUGAUUGCCUUCUGUGUCUUCAGACCUGUAACUAGGCAUCAGGUCAUUCUGUACCUGCUGCAUCACCUGAGUAAGUAACAACCCCAGAUGUUCUUCCAAGGCAGCCCAAGCCUCGGCCCCUUCCCACAGUUUCCAUUGUUUUACGCUUGUGUUUUGUAGAUGCAGUUGCUUAUUACACUGCUCUCUGGCUGAUGUGGCUGUGGUCUGGUUAGCCUGUUGGAAGUACACAUGCAGCAUUUUAUGUGAUGAUCUUUGGUCCAGGGGGUUGAUGCUUUUAGCUGGCACACUGUUAGCAGAUAAGUAUGUUCCUUUUAUUUUUUUUUUCCCCCUUAAAAAAAUUGACCUGGGGUCACCCUGUGUGGAGCCAGAGCCGCAUGUGCCCUGACCACCUGCAAUCAAGAAAGAUCAAAGGUGUCUUGUUAUUUCACAUCAGUGCUAGUUCAGAGCUUUUCUCUUCUGAUACGCUUUUAGCUGUUUUAGUUUGAACAAAGCUGCUAACUUUAAACAAUUACAGCCUGUCAGGGAAUCACUGUAGGUCCCACAGAUCUGUAUUCAUAGUUGAAAAGGAAGCAUUCAACCCUGCCACCCAUACACGUGAACCUUGAAGAAGUGCAAGACUCCUGUCAUCUUCUAAGUGCUCUUAUUGUCCUCAUCCUCAUAUUAGCAAAGAGUCUUGUAAUUGUUAAAUUAUCCUUAUAUUGUCUUUUAAGGUGGUAGGUAGCUGACAAUUGGGCUUCAUAACUCCAGUGGCGUUAAGUCCCCUUCUGCCAGGCUGCUCUGGGGAAAAACCACCUAGGUUCUGCACCACUCAGCCCACCGUGUGAUGGCUGCAGGUCCCAAGUGACACAGCAGAGCCACAUAGGAAGGAUUUAAUUGACUGAUUCUGUAUGAAAAGGUGCUAAUUAAGAAGGUCUUUUGCUGUUAAAGUAGCAGAUGGACCUCACAUUGGCUCCCUGUCCGGGAGGAGGUUUCCCUCUGUAGGAACAGAGGAGCCGCACUGAACGUCCCUUCCCUGUGCUGGUGCUAAAUUCCUGAUACCAGGAGUUUAGUGACAUUCAAAUGCAAGCAAGGUGUGCAAGGCAGCUUCAGCACAGCGUAGAGAACCCUGCAUCCCCAGGGGCUCAUGGGGUCAUCAACCCCCUCUCCGUGGAUGUGGCCCUGCUCACCCCAAACAGAUGAUGGGGCUGGAGUUUGCAGUGAAGACAUGGCUCUUGUUCGCACCUGCGGGCUGUGCUGUUUGGAGCUGGCUCCUUCGGUCCCGUCAGCUAGAGGCGUAUUUCUUAUAUUAAGAAGCCUGUGAGGUUGAACACCUUGAGAGAGUUAAUUUCUGCACCUGAACAAUCACUGUUUCUUAGUCAGUAAUACCAGUGUGGGUUUAUUUUUAAUACCUUCAAACUGGAGAGGACUCCUCGCAGAUAUACAGUACUGUACCAAGUGGUGUGGAUUCAGGCACUAGCAAACCCAGAAAUAUGAACUGUUUCUUGUGGCAUUUAUUUCUUCGAAUUAUAAGAAAUGAGAACUUUUCCCAGGCUCAAACUAUUUUGUAGUUCAACUUGAGUCUAAAAUGUUUUUUCUUUUAAUUUAUUCCUUAACACAUGCCACUUUGAGAACUCACACUUCUUACCGUAUCUUUUUAAUAGUCUGAUAUUUUAAAAUACAUGUUUUGUUGUAUAGAUGUUGGACUGGAUAAAUGUUUCACUGUAAUGCUAAUGCAUGGUUUAAAAAAUGAGGGAUAAGAUGUCAUCAUAUGGAAGAGCUUUUACUAAAAUACAAUUUGUAGGAGAACUAUUCCAGUGCUCCAUGGCAGACACAAAGUGCUUGGGUCAGUUUCUGGGCCCUUGUCUUGGUGCGUGCCUGACAUGAUGUGAGCUUUGCUGGAUUAAACCCCAAACACUCCAUUUUGAUCAGGUUUCACAACAUGAUUUUGCAAUCCUGGUGCUGUCCCCAGGGGAGACCUCAGUGCAGGUUCUGCCUAGCUGGGACCCUGACAUGAAUAAUUUACAGUAUCUUUAUUCCUUCCAAGGAAACUUCCAUGUACAAUCAAGCUCAGAUGUGGUUUGCUAUUGUUAUUUCAGUGUAACAAGUCUUUUGUGCACUUGUUAGGACAGUCGGGGGGUUGUAAUAUGUGCACAGAAGCUGCAUUUGUGGGGACAUUGGAAGAAAAUUCUGCAUGGUCCUUUAGGUUAAUGCCAUUUCCUUCUCCUGCCGAAUGCAAAGACCCAAAUCCAUGCUGGUCUAAACUGACACACCUCCAUCAGCCGCAGAGCUGCCGCACUGGUUUUUCUGACAGAGAGGACUUGGUUUGUAGGAUGCAGUGGUGGCCAAGGUGGAGAAAGCAAGUGGGCUCCAGACCAGGUAGACAGAGAGAGGUUGGCAUCUCUUGGGUGACCUACAAGAUGUGAAUACAUUCUCACAUUUUGUGGCCCUUGUUCUGCAAAUUGUUUCAAACGAGCAAUCCCUCUGCACAGCUGAGCUCCUGCUGAAACCAGGAGCUUUGCAGAAUCGAGGUUUAAACCAGGAGUGUAACGCCAUGGUGGUGAAUCAGGUUAAGCAUGCAAAACGAAGGUGUAUCAAAGUGGAGCAGACCCACAAACUGUACAUUGACCGCUGAAUGCAGUGAUCCUCUUGGGGUUUCUCUCUCUCUCUUUUUUUUUUCUUUUUUUUUUUUUUAAUUUCCCUGCCUGCUUUCUUGUUGUAUUUUCCAGUAUUUGUGAUUAUUCCAUUUUUAAUAUCCCAGCGUGUUUUCAUAAAAUCUCCUCCAUGUAAAUAACUCCACCUUACCUCUUUCCUGACAAUUGGGAAAUGAGAAAAAGUGUUGAAAGUCACAGUUCUGGAAAUGUUGGUUGGUUUUUUUUUUUCUAAAUUGUGUCUCUAGCUAGACUAAUCAACAACAGGAGAGCUUCCACUUCGGGUGAGUGCAGGUCUCCGUGCGUCUCUACCUUCCGAUGGUGUGGUUGUGAACACUGAAUAUCCCUUCUGUGAAGGCUGCUGGAAUUGAGUUUUGUAUCCUUGUUCCUGCUAACGAUCGCUUUCCUUUCCACUCGGUUUGUAUCUGGUAAAUGAAUGUGUAUUAAUGGACUGAAAAUACAACUGAUUAUCAUGUCAAAA
Messenger RNA from Falco peregrinus (peregrine falcon), 8610 nucleotides. RefSeq names its product phospholipase D1 (gene PLD1). The record is from RefSeq and is a predicted model, not a curated record. The transcript is spliced from 29 exons. Gene Ontology annotation, molecular function: D-type glycerophospholipase activity; phosphatidylinositol binding. Bases 549 to 3776 code for a protein of 1075 amino acids. NCBI's taxonomy places the organism in Eukaryota, Metazoa, Chordata, Aves, Falconiformes, Falconidae. Gene Ontology annotation, biological process: regulation of microvillus assembly; intracellular signal transduction; phosphatidic acid biosynthetic process.